GGCCCUCGAGGCUUUGCGUUCCCGCGUGGUGGAUGCCUCCGCCGAGAACGCGGUCGGCCGGGAGCCGGGGAGGAGCCUGGACGCCGGCCUGGCAGGUACCCCCGCGAGAACGUGGGAGCCGGUGUGUUUCAGAUGCAUUUAUUACUGAUCUCGGGCUGCAUCAGGGCACUUCUAGGACCGCACUGAAAACAGCGGGAAGUGAGGAGCCGAGCCUGGUCCGGGGCGGCCCGCCGUACAGCUGGUCACGGACUCCAUUGCCUGCGUCUGCAGAUGACUUGUUCUGGAGAGUAAAAAAUGUUCUCGGAUUUAAAGUACAAUCCUGUCUCCUUUCCAUUCAUUAGUGUUGCCUACACUCAGCAAACAAAAGUUGGGAAAGAUAAAGGGAUUAUUUCUAGCGCAUCACACUGACAAACACCGACGUUAACACGCCCAGUCCCGCCAGGCUCACUUGCCUCAGGUCGGGGAGGUCACCACUGACAACGCCGGGCCUUCAAGCCACUGCUAAUCCAGCUUCGUUCUCUCAGCCGCAGCCAGACCAGCCCUGCUGCCCGCCGCCCCACCACGUGCAGGUGUAAGCUUCCGCUGCACUCCUUGUCUGAACCUGCCCAGAAGAGGCUGCAUCUUUCCACUAAAUACUUUUCACUGAUAAGGGCCCUCCAAUCUCAUUCUCUGGAUAGAGUUUGGCGUUUUGUUUUUUUUUUGUUUUGUUUUGUUUAAAUACAAAAAAAAAACAAAACUCUUCAGCUAUUUGGUACUGCUUUCCCUCCGGGAUUCUGUCUCCGGAUUGUGAAAGCUAGCAGAAGAUGGAGUCAGGGAAAGCCAUGAUGGGAAGGUUCUCACUAAUAACUGCCUGAUAUAAAUAAUUGGCACAAAAGACUGCCAAAACCACAACCUUGCACAAAGGCCACAAAACUACACAAAAAAUGCUUCAAGGACAUUUGCACUGCAACUGCCUGUCCAACCUUGGACUGGCCAUCCCCUUUGUUACUUAUCUUUGUAGCCAAGGAUAAUUGUUUCAAAACAACUUACAUAAUCCUCCUCGUUUUUCCUUUUUAAACCCCUUGUCUUCCUUUACCUCCCUGAAUACACCUAUAGUUUACUAUAACACCAUAUUCUACAUUGCAAUGCCCACUCUCGAAUAAAUUUUUCAUGUUUGGCAAA
Chlorocebus sabaeus (green monkey) is the source of this 1161-nucleotide messenger RNA. The record is from RefSeq and is a predicted model, not a curated record. Lineage: Eukaryota; Metazoa; Chordata; Mammalia; Primates; Cercopithecidae.